CGGAGUCACUCAAGUACUUAAGCUACAGUUAAAGAGCUCUUUCUUUGAAAGGCUAACUCAGCCCCAAAGACUUUUCGCCCCUUACUAUCAAACCGCCAGUGCUCUGUUUCUACUGAGAUUGACUAUACAUUCUAUACAUUGAAAACAAACAUCAGAUAUUUCAAGCAUGGCGUAGUCCAUAGAGCUCUGACAUAAGAAACAUGUAUUUCUUUACCAAAAGAAUUUAAGAUCCUUCACGUAACUGAUUUGAUGAACAGUUUAGAAUGGAAUGCUAAACUACCCUGCAUUGGUCGGUCUGGUUGAGUCAAGGUGGAAGAUUUUGAAGUUCUUAAAGAACCAGGACAUUGUUAACAAUAUCAUACCAUAGCUUUUAUUUACCGACAAGGUAACAGUGGAGAAUCAAGAAAGAUAUCAUGAAGGUCUCAAAUGUUUUGCUUUUUUGUUGUGUGUUGAUUUCAUCUCUACAAUGCUGUUCGUCAAGGCCCCAUGACAAAGACUCAAUUAAUUCAGGAAAUCCUGCAGAAUCUGGAGCUUCUGAAGAAUCUGGUAAAGGCCAAGAAAAAAGGCGAAGAAGCUUGUUUGAUUCUGAGGAGACAGGGACACAAGCCGAAUCAGGGGAAUCUGCUGAAUCCGGGGAAUCCGGCGAGUCCGGGGAAUCUGCUGAAUCCGGGGAGUCGGCUGAAUCCGGAGAAUCCGGCGAGUCCGGGGAGUCCGCUGAAUCUGGGGAAUCUGGCGAAUCUGGCGAAUCUGGCGAAUCUGGGGAAUCUGGCGAGUCCGGGGAAUCUGCUGAAUCCGGGGAGUCGGCUGAAUCCGGAGAAUCCGGCGAGUCAGGGGAAUCCGCUGAAUCUGGGGAAUCUGGGGAAUCUGGGGAAUCUGGCGAGUCCGAGGAAUCUGCUGAAUCUGGAGAAUCCUUAGAAUCUGGUGAAUCUGGAGAGUUCACUUAUGAAUAAAAUCAAAGUUAUUUUUGAAACUCCCUUCAUCUCAACCUACAAUAAUGCUUCCAUUUACACUAAGCGCACAAUAUUUCUAUCAUUUUAUAACAGGGUAUCGAAAAUUAUUAAUUUUUUUCUGCAAGUUUUUUACACAGGGCUCGCGUUCAGCUCUCUAGCUAGACCAUCAUGUUUUAUCUCUGAGGUUAUUGAUUAUGGUCUAUUUUGUAAAUUCAAGUUACAAAUUCGAAGAAGUUUUACAACGCAUGCUCACUCUGAAAUAGCAGGUGCAGAAUUUUCCCAGAUAAGCCUGGUCAACAAUAAAAAUAAACUAACUUUGUUGCAA
Molecule: messenger RNA, 1275 nt
Organism: Stylophora pistillata
Lineage: Eukaryota; Metazoa; Cnidaria; Anthozoa; Scleractinia; Pocilloporidae
Source: RefSeq, a predicted model, not a curated record